AUGGGAAGUACAGCGGUACAAAAAGGAUUAUUAGCAAUAAGCAUUGUGUUAAUUGUUAUCGGUCUUGGAUUUACCUUUGCGGGAGUAUUUUCACCAGCCUGGCAAGUUGUCGACAUUCGUGAAUUUCGUGCUGAACAUCAACAUGGUCUUUGGUGGGAUUGUACACGAGCGGAAAAGCAUGUCGUUGCUGUAGCUGAUUUCUAUGCUGAAGAACCGUUACAUUGCAUGUAUAAGUUUGAUCGUAGUGCAGAAUUGGUCAUCGAGACAACCUUAAAUAAUAUCGAUGAAGACGGAGCUGCCGGUGAAUCGGAACAUCAUCGAUUUUGGGUGUUAUGUUCACUGAUUGCCGAUGGUGUCUUUUUCUUGGCAGCAAACAGAGUGGACAAUCGUUUUGUGCAAGGAAUGGUUGGAAGCUAUGAACAACGAAUUGGUUAUGCAUUUUAUGUACAUCUGAUUGGUACAUUAUGUUGGAUGGUGGCAUUCCUAUUCGCCUUAUUAACCACCUAUAAAUUUUUCACCGAACGAUACUCUUCUCGGAAACCUGAUCAAAUUCCUAUCUUCAGUUCUGGUGCCCAUUUUCGUUCGGAUGCUGAUCCACCGCUUCUGGAAAAAUACAAUGUUGCACCGUCGAGGACAUCACCGCCAGUAACAUACAUUCGUGAGCACACGUAUCGCGUAACAAGCGCUUGA
This is a messenger RNA of Acanthocheilonema viteae, 690 nucleotides long. Lineage: Eukaryota; Metazoa; Nematoda; Chromadorea; Rhabditida; Onchocercidae. The record is from the annotation of a GenBank genome assembly.